This is a messenger RNA of Pyricularia pennisetigena, 1188 nucleotides long. RefSeq lists its product as uncharacterized. Gene Ontology annotation, molecular function: protein binding. Lineage: Eukaryota; Fungi; Ascomycota; Sordariomycetes; Magnaporthales; Pyriculariaceae. The transcript has a single exon. Bases 1 to 1188 code for a protein of 395 amino acids. The record is from RefSeq and is a predicted model, not a curated record. Gene Ontology annotation, cellular component: mitochondrial matrix.
AUGCAAGCCUCUAGAUCAGCGACUCGCCACCUGCUACGGCACGCGACGCGUCCAACCUCGGGCUUCGUCUGUAGCAGCUGUCUGUCGCGUCGGUCCUCGAGCACGUCUGCUUCUCCCCGACCACCACCACCUCCACCUCCGAAUGCGGGGUUCACUGCCCUCAAGUCCCGUCGUCUAAUAUCGGUAUCUGGCCCCGAUGCUGCCAAAUACCUACAGGGCGUCGUGACCGCCAACAUCAUAAACAACAACAACAACAAGACCGGGUUCUACACGGCUUUCCUCAACGCCCAGGGGCGUGUGCUGCAUGACGUCUUUAUUUAUCCUGAUGCCAGCAAAGAUGGCGGAGGGUUCCUUAUCGAGGUUGACGCCACCGAGGCAGAGCGUCUGACGCGCCAUAUCAAGCGCUACAAGCUCAGAGCAAAGCUUAACCUGCGGCUUCUAGACGACGGGGAAGCCACUGUUUGGCAGGUUUGGGAUGAUUCCAAGACCGAUUUUUCAUUCUCGGUCGGCAUGACGGCCCCCCUGAGAGAUCCUCGCUCGCCAAAGCUGGGCUACCGCAUUCUCACGUCCGGGGACCAUGCGCAGACGCCCCAGCUGGAUCUCGACCAGACCCCCGAGACGAGCUACCGUAUCCGGAGGUACCUUCAGGGAGUGGCCGAAGGGCAGGCCGAGAUUCUGCGCGAGCAUGCCCUCCCCGCCGAGAGCAACAUGGACGUCACGGGCGCUAUCGACUUCCGCAAGGGCUGCUACGUCGGGCAAGAACUGACGAUCCGCACGCGGCACCGCGGAGUCGUGCGCAAGCGCAUCCUCCCGUGUGUGCUCUAUGACCAGUCUGAGGCUCCCGAGCGCCUGGAGUACAAGCACGAUGGCCCCGUGACUGCCGAAGCUGUGCCGCCUGAGACGAGUAUCGGGCGCGCCGCAAAGAAGGGCCGUAGUACGGGCAAGUGGCUUUCCGGGGUCGGCAACAUCGGACUGGCACUUUGUAGACUGGAGAUCAUGACGGAUUUGACUCUGCCCGGGGAGCCUGCCGCGACACCUGCUGCGACACUGGAGUCGGGCAACGAUGAGUUUGUCUUGACGCCCAAGACUGAGGAGGAAGGCGGCAGUGGUGGGUCAUCUUUCAAGGUGAAAGCGUUUGUGCCGGACUGGUUGAGGCAGGGGUUGGCUCUUCAGACUGCUGGUCACUGA